AUGAGCUCAAUUUUGAUCAUCGGACGGCGCUUUCAUCGUUCAAUACCAUCCACCCGCAGCAUCUCAUCCCCGAACCUCCGCCUAAAGCUCAUCACCGGCACUCACGCUCGGAUCAGAUUCGCUCACCUCGGCGCGCUCACCCGCAGGUUUUCAACUGCGCGAUCAUUCGCAACAUCAGAACAACCCCUCAAAAUGGCAACUGAAGAACUUCCAAAAGUCAAGCUCUACUGGCUCAACGACUCUCGCUCCCAAAAUACCCUCUGGCUCCUUGAAGAGCUCAAGAUCCCCUACACAGUCCAACUCUUCCGCCGCGCCCCCAACCGCCUCGCGCCUCCCGAGCUUGAAACCGUUCACCCGCUCGGCAAGGCCCCCGUGCUCGAAAUCACGCCCGAAUCAACCGACGAGGACCCCAGCCCUGCACCGAUCCGGCUCGCCGAGAGCGGGUACAUCACGCAGUACCUCGUCGAGCAUUUUGGCCACCGGAAGCCCGGCCUCGUGCCGCCGCGGUGGAAGGCCGGGCGGGAGGGAAAAGUCGGCGGCGAGACGGAGGCGUAUGCGCGGUUUUGGUAUUUGUUGCAUUAUGUUGAGGGGAGUUUCUUUCCUGUGAUUGUGCAGUUUCUUCUCAUCAAUGUACUCAAAUCAUCCAACGUCCCCUUCCUAAUCCGCCCCCUGACCUCCCUCGUCGCCUCCAAAAUCUUUUCCCUCGUCAUCUUCCCCAAUGCGCAAAAGCACCUCGCCAUGCUCGAGAACUUUAUCAAGACUGCGCCCGGGGUAUCAGCCGGCGGCGGUGGGUUUCUUUGCGGACCGGAGCUCACAGCCGCGGAUAUUCUCAUCAGCUUUGCGCUCAUCACGGCGGACGCGGAGAAUGCGUGGGACUCGAUGGGUAGUUGGCCUGGUGGGUCAGUGAAGGCGGCGCAUCCUGUGCUGUUUGAGUAUGUUGAGCGGUUGAAGAAGGAGCCUGGGUAUUUGAGGGUUGUGGAGAAGGUGAAGGAGAUUGAGGGGUGA
Messenger RNA from Colletotrichum tamarilloi, 1005 nucleotides. RefSeq names its product glutathione S-transferase. The record is from RefSeq and is a predicted model, not a curated record. Lineage: Eukaryota; Fungi; Ascomycota; Sordariomycetes; Glomerellales; Glomerellaceae. The transcript is spliced from 3 exons. The coding region runs from base 1 to 1005 and encodes 334 amino acids.